AGCCAAAUCGCUAAAGUGUCCAGUUAGAGCAAGAGGUUAUCAUCCUGAAAAAGAAGUUCACAUUUGAGAUGAAACACUCUGAAAUGGAUCUCAAAUAUUUCAUCUUAAUUUUGUUUUGUGGACACCUGAACAAGGCCUUUUCUGCAGAGAGAGAGGCAAUUACAACAGAGAAGCAAUCAUGGUCUACUCUAUUUAGAUCAUCAAUGCCAUCUUUCUCAGCAAAUUCCCAGAUCAUAUCAAGGAAUACUUUGGGUCAACCAACACAAUCCAAUGAUUUAUCUUCUGGACCACCAAUACUUGUCAAAGACACCACUGGAAAGGAAAGAUCAGUUAUCUCUGCCUCUUCUGGAAAACCAGAGGCACAUACCUCUGCUGGGCAACCACUUGAUUAUGACGUUACCAGAAAACCAACACCAAGAGCCAACAAUUCCUCCCAGCAAACAACAUUAUCAUUGUUAACCUCUGCCAGACUACCGUCAUCUACUAAUACUUUCACAAGACAAUUGUCUUCAUUUGUCUCUACUUCUCAACCACUAACUUUAUCUGUCCAUACUUCUUCCAGAAAACCACCCACUGUCCAUAAUCUAUCUACACAAUCAACACCAACUGUUAAUAAUUCACCUAGGAUUACACCAAGGUUUAUCCUAAGAGAUGACAGUACUAAAACCUACCCAGAAAAAAACAAUUCUAACUCAACAGCUGCCAUACUGAUAGCUAUAAUUCUGACUUCUAUGUUACUGGUCAUAAUUAUGAUUGUACUGUGGAAAUACUUCAGAAAACCAGCUGUAAAUGAUGAAAAUUGGGCAGGAAGGUCUCCAUUUGCUGAUGGUGAAACCCCUGACAUAUGUUUGGACAACAUUCGAGAAAAUGAUGUAACUACAAAACGUACAUCAAUUGUUUCACUUAUGGCCUGGAAACCAAACAAACACAUGCUUUUAACAGAUGACCCGGACAUCAAAUUGUUUGAAUCAAGUGAAAAUAACGAAGAUUUCAGCAAUUCCAAAGCAGAAAAAGUAAAAGAUGAAGCAAAUGGUACAUCAGAGGAAAGUGCUGAUGGAUCAACAAUUGGCACUGCUGUUUCUUCUUCAGAUGAUGCAGAUCUCUCUCCACCACCUCCUCCUCCACUUAUUGAGGUGGAAGGAGAGAAUGAGAGAAACCCAUCUCACACACCUACAAUGCCAGUAACACCUCCCAUUCCAAAUGAUUCCGCCAAUCAUGUAUCAUCCCUGAACUGUCCCAAUCAAGUCUGUGAAGAUAAUUCUGAAUUCAGACAGUCAUUUCCACCUCCUACCCUUGAUGGACAUAACUUGCCCAUGACGGAAGUAGAUUUUACUAAAAAUCAGGACGAUUCCAACAAUAAGAUCCAGGACCAGUGUCUGGAGUUCUCUAUUUCUCUCGACUCAGACCAAGCUCUUGAUGAAUGCCUACCACCCCCACCUGAGGAGUUAUAA
Molecule: messenger RNA, 1451 nt
Organism: Suncus etruscus (white-toothed pygmy shrew)
Lineage: Eukaryota; Metazoa; Chordata; Mammalia; Eulipotyphla; Soricidae
Gene: EVI2B
Product: ecotropic viral integration site 2B
Exons: 2
Coding region: 69-1451 (460 amino acids)
Biological process (GO): positive regulation of neutrophil differentiation; regulation of stem cell division
Source: RefSeq, a predicted model, not a curated record